UCCCGCGCCGCCGAUUAUUCUCCACGGGCUGCAUCGCUCCUCGCUAAUGCCCGAAUUGGACAUCCCCUCGCCACCUCCGAAAGCGAAAGGCGGGCUGGAGGGGGGAGCUGCUGCAUUCGUUUGCGUUGGGAGCAGAGAGGGAGGGACCCUCCGGAGCCGGGUUUCAAAGCAGUAGACGCGCAGCUUCAGACGCGGGGCAGGAAUGGCACGAUUUCCCCGGGCAGCCUUCCUGCGGGACCGCGCUGUGCUCGCUGCGUGCCGGCUCUGAGAGGCUCCGACAGAGCCGGGCGCAGCCGGGAGCCAGGGAUGCUCUGUGGCACUGCGGUGGCACCAGCACCGGGCACAGCCAGGACGGCGCCUGAGACACUUCCCUGCGCUGCCACUGCGCUGGGAACAGGAAGAUUUGCCUUCACUGUAAGUGCUCCCAGGAAGAGCACAUCGUAACAGUUAUGCCUCUGGAGAUGGAGAAGACAGUCACCAAGCUCAUGUUUGACUUCCAGAGGAAUUCAACUUCUGACGACGACUCAGGCUGUGCUUUGGAGGAGUAUGCCUGGGUCCCCCCUGGCCUGAAGCCUGAGCAGGUGCACCAGUACUACAGCUGCCUGCCCGAGGACAAGGUUCCCUAUGUCAACAGCCCGGGAGAAAAAUCCCGCAUAAAGCAACUUCUUCACCAGCUGCCACCACAUGACAAUGAGGUCCGUUAUUGCAACUCAUUGGAUGAGGAGGAGAAGAGGGAGCUCAAACUCUUCAGCAACCAGAGGAAGAGGGAAAAUUUAGGGAGAGGCAAUGUUCGGCCAUUCCCUGUGACCAUGACAGGAGCCAUCUGUGAGCAGUGCGGCGGCCAGAUCAAUGGGGGGGACAUGGCCGUGUUCGCCUCACGAGCAGGACACGGCGUCUGCUGGCACCCUCCCUGCUUCAUCUGCAGUGUCUGCAACGAGCUGCUGGUCGACCUGAUCUACUUCUACCAGGAUGGGAAGAUCUACUGUGGCAGGCACCACGCCGAGUGCCUCAAGCCCCGCUGCGCCGCAUGCGAUGAGAUCAUUUUUGCCGACGAGUGCACCGAGGCCGAAGGGCGGCACUGGCACAUGAAGCAUUUCUGCUGCUUCGAGUGCGAGACGGUUCUGGGGGGGCAGCGCUACAUCAUGAAGGACGGGAGGCCCUACUGCUGCAGCUGCUUCGAGUCCCUGUACGCCGAGUACUGCGACACCUGCGCCCAGCACAUCGGUAUCGACCAGGGCCAGAUGACGUACGACGGCCAGCACUGGCACGCCACCGAGACCUGCUUCUGCUGUGCCCAGUGCAAGAAGUCGCUGCUGGGACGGCCCUUCCUGCCCAAGCAGGGGCAGAUCUUCUGCUCCAGGGCCUGCAGCAUCGGCGAUGACCCCACCGGCUCCGACUCCUCCGACUCGGCGUUCCAGAGCGCGCGAGCCAAGGAGUCGCGCCGCAGCGCCAAGAUCGGCAAGAACAAGGGCAAGGGCGAGGAGGGGGCGCGCAGCCCCUGCAGCCAGCUGCAGGUCACCUCCAACCGCCUCUCCACCGACGUGGACCCGCUGUCCCUGCAGAUGGAUCUGCUGAGCCUGGCCAGCCAGACGCCCAGCCUCAACAGGGACCACUUGUGGAGGAGCCGGGAUGAGCUCUAUCACUAUGGGGGCAAAAUGGAGCAAAGCCAGUCUCAAACCCCCUUGCAGCUUCUCAGCCAGUGCAACAUAAGAACCUCCUACAACCCCACCCAGGUCCCGGGCUCACAGUCGGAUUUGUGGGCAAAACACUUCAGCAACCCAAAGAGGAGCUCCUCGCUGGCCAUGAAGAGCCACGGUGGCAGCUUCAUCCAGGACUGCAGAGAGGACUACUACUCAGGGAGGCUCCGCUCGCAGGAGAGCUACAGUGACAUGUCCAACCAGAGCUUCCCAGAGACCAGAGGAAGUGUCAAAGUCCCCAAGUACGAAGAGGAAGAGGAGGGUGGGAUGCCAACGUCGCAGUGCCGCACCCGUCACCCCAUCAAUGCCCUCAAGUUCACGGAGGACCUGACGCCCACCGAGCAGACUCCCCGGGGCUCCAUGGAGUCCCUGGCACUGUCCAAUGCUACAGGCCUCUCAGCAGACGGUGGAGCCAAACGCCAGGAGCACCUCUCCAGGUUCUCCAUGCCCGACCUGAGCAAAGACUCGGGCAUGAACGUCUCGGAGAAGAUGAGCAACAUGGGCACGCUGAACUCCUCCAUGCAGUUCCGCAGCGCCGAGUCGGUGCGCAGCCUGCUGUCGGCGCAGCAGUACCAGGACAUGGAGCCCACCCUGCACGACCUGGCCAGCCCCCUGGGCUACCAGGAGCGGCCUCCUCACGGGAGGAUGCACCAGAGCUUCGACUACGGCAGCGGGGUGCCCGGGGGCAAGCUGGGGGCGCAGGAGAUCCCGCGGCACGCGCCCCUGAGCGAGCGCACGCGGCGCAGAACCGUGCUGCGCGACGACGAGCGCCACUACCGCCCGCACCGGCCCCGCCGCUCCCGCCGCUCCCGCUCCGACAACGCCCUGCACCUGGCCAGCGAGCAGUGCUACCGCCUCAAGGAGAGACCCUCGCUGCGAGCCAGGGACGACUACGACCCCUUCGUGCACCAGAGGAGCUGCAGGGAGCCCGUGGAGCCCUGCCGGGAUGUCUACGGCCACUGUCCCCGGACGGUGUCGGAUCUCGCCCUGCAGAACCACUUGGGCGAGAGGUGGGGGCCCUACUUUGCCGAGUACGACUGGUGCUCCACCUGCUCCUCCUCCUCGGAGUCCGACAACGAGGGCUAUUUCCUGGGGGAGCCCAUCCCGCAGCCCGCCCGCCUCCGGUACGUGACCAGCGAGGAGCUGCUGCACAAGUACGGCUCGUACAGCGUGCCCAAGUCCUCCACGGUGGGGGCCAGGGGACAGUUGCACAGCCGGAAAAGACAGAAGAGCAAGAACUGCAUCAUAUCCUAAUGGCAUCCUUGCCAGGCACCUUGGGAGAAUGUAAAUUAACUCACGAUCUUGCACUGUUUUAGAUCAUGUAAGUGCUUUUAUUGUAACAAAAGGCCCGAAGAGUAGGGAUUUGGAAGAAGGUUGUAGACCGGCUUCUAUAAAUAGUCGUAAUCCUGGGCACAGUGAAUAUAUUUUGCACAUCUUACUUUGGAGAUAAAAAUUUUAAAAGUUCACUUUAGCCUGUAAUAUCUACCCAGUAGUUUCUCUUCCUUCUCCCAGAUGCUGCCACCCCCUUGAGCUCUGUUUGUCCGCACGUUUUGGUUGCCACUGUUGACUCUCAGCAUCAGUUUGCUGGUAGCUUUUGCUUUCCACCACAUUUUUGUUUUCCAUUAAGCCAUGUUGGUAGGUGAUUUGUCUCUUGGACAGUGUGGGAGCCUAAGUUAUUUCCAUGAUUGUUGUAAAUGCGAUGUAAAUGAGAGUUUGGAGAAAAUAUUUUUGUAUUUUGUAAUAUCAGAGGAAUUUCUAUAUCUUAGGAGUCACUGGGAAAAUGCAUGCACAUUCAGAAUUGUUUUCAGUCAGAGCUAACCAAACAGUACUUUGGAUCCCCCUUUCCAUUUCAUCAUCAAACUCCUUAAGUUUCUCAGUGAGAGUCUGAGUUUUCAUUGGUUUUGAGGGUUUUUUUAUUUUAACCCUUUUUUUUCUGUUCAUUUGUUUUGAUCCUGGUCAACAAACAGAAUGUUUUUUGAUUCAUUAAAUCUUGACAAGCCUCAGUGGCAUUUUGAAGCCUGUGAUUUGCAGGUACACUCCAUCAGUCAGAUACAAGAACCCC
Molecule: messenger RNA, 3759 nt
Organism: Ficedula albicollis (Collared flycatcher)
Lineage: Eukaryota; Metazoa; Chordata; Aves; Passeriformes; Muscicapidae
Gene: PRICKLE2
Product: prickle planar cell polarity protein 2
Exons: 8
Coding region: 450-2951 (833 amino acids)
Molecular function (GO): zinc ion binding
Source: RefSeq, a predicted model, not a curated record